Messenger RNA from Cooperia oncophora, 309 nucleotides. NCBI's taxonomy places the organism in Eukaryota, Metazoa, Nematoda, Chromadorea, Rhabditida, Trichostrongylidae. The record is from the annotation of a GenBank genome assembly.
AUGCUGGCUACAGUGGAGCGCUCCUGUCUGCUUAGUUUCUGCCGUAGUCCAAUUAUGCCUCAUUCUAAAAGGAUGUUUGCUGACAGGAUCUCUGAUGCCUAUAGAGCUGUUAGGAAGCAACCACAAGCAGCAUUAAAGGAGGGAGGUGGUUACGCUACAAAGAUUUCUUACGACCAGCAAAUGAAGACACAGAGAAUCCAUGGCGCGGAUGCAGAAAGCGGUGUCAUACCAACAAAAUGGCAGAAACUAUGCUUGGUGAUCACCAGACUGUACAAUCGACCAAGUGACAUUCCACAAUACAUUUCGUGA